ACCGACUUCCUUCUCCAAGAGUUUUUAGGAAGGCGGCAGAAAAAAAAAGUCGACAGAACCGGAAGGCAUAUUUCAGCCCGUUCGUUGACUUGCAGGAAGGAACCCGGACCCCGAGGCCCUCUGCCGCGAACCCCAGGGCUGAACUGGCAACGAACUACACCGGCGCCAUGGAUAUCCACCGGUGUCGCUUCGUCCGGUAUCCUGCCUCGGCCAUCAAUGCGCUCGCUUUUACACACUCGUCGCUGCCGUCCGUCUCGGCGAACAAGAAGCACCUCCAAAAGCACAUCCAGGUCCGGCUGGCGCUCGGAAGGGCCAAUGGCGACAUUGAGAUUUGGAACCCGCUCCGCGGCUCGUGGCACCAGGAGCUUGUCAUCCCCGGCGGCAAGAACCGGAGCGUCGAUGGCUUAGUCUGGGUCACCGACCCGGACGAGGAGAUGGCCGACGGCAGGAUUAUCCACGGCAGAUCGCGCCUCUUUAGCAUCGGUUACACGACCACCAUCACCGAGUGGGACCUAGAGAAGGCUAGGGCGAAGAGACAUGCGAGCGGCCAGCACGGAGAGAUCUGGUGUCUCUGUGUGCAGCCGCUCCCGAACAAGGCAGCGGCAGCCCCUGGCACGCGGAAACUCGUCGGCGGCACCGUCGAUGGCAACCUCGUGCUCUACUCGAUCGAGGACGACGAUCUAAAGUUCCAUAAAACGCUCUUGCGGACGCCAUCCAAGAAGACCAAGUUCGUCAGCAUCGCCUUCCAGUCCCACAAUGUUGUGGUCGUCGGCUGCUCGAACAGCACGAUUUGCGCCUACGAUAUUAGAAAGGGCGUGUUGCUGAGACAGAUGACUCUCGGAACCGACCUUUCUGGGGGCUCUAAGAAUAUCAUCGUGUGGGCUGUCAAGUGCCUCCCUAACGGUGACAUUGUCUCUGGCGAUUCGACUGGCCAAGUGUGCAUCUGGGACGGCAGGACAUACACCCAAGCGCAAAGGAUCCAGAGCCACUCGCAAGACGUCUUAUGCUUGUCUGUCAGCGCUGAUGGCUCAAAGAUCGUCUCGGGGGGGAUGGAUAGGCGGACCGCCAUCUACGAGCCAAUCGCUGGGCAGACCGGCCGCUGGUCAAAGGUGUUCCACCGGCGAUACCACCAGCACGACGUCAAGGCAAUGGCCUCCUUUGAGAGCAAAACAAUGAGCGUUGUGGUUUCUGGCGGAUCGGAUGCAAACCCGGUUGUCAUGCCCCUGCGCGCUGCAGGAAGAGAAUAUCACAGAACGCUGCCGCACCUCCCACAGAACCCGCCCCUCCAGAGCGCCCCCAAGGCGCGGUUGGUUGUCAGCUGGUGGGGGAACGAGAUUCGGAUUUGGCAGCUGCUCAGCCCAGCCCAUCAACUGCUGGAUGACCCAAAAGCCGGUUUCAGCCUGCGCAACAACAGAAAAUUUCUCGCCCAAAUUAUGGUCAAAGGAGAUUCCCACAUAUCUUCGGCUGCGAUCAGUGAAGACGGGACUCUCCUGGUUGCUUCGACUGCUACCGACAUCAAGGCGUUUCAACUCGAAUUCACAGAGGGAGCCGGCGCCGAGCAACUCCAUAUCAGAAAAGUGGACAUGGCUUCGUCGGGCCUCGCCGCUACCAAGAUUCAGAUCUCGCCGGAUAAGCAAUGGGUAUCGUGGGUCGAAGAUGGGAGCAAGGUCAUGAUUGCCCGGGUGCAGGACACCGAAUCCACUGCCGGCACGUCUCUCGCCAUUUCCCGGCCAUACAGGCUGCGAAGGUUGCGGCGUCUGGUUGCGAAACAUCUCCUUCUGGGUGGCCUUGGCUCCUACGACCGGAACAUAACCCUGAUGGCCUUCUCACCUGAUAGCAAAAUGCUCAGUGUUGCCGACCUGGCGGGGUAUAUCGACACUUGGGUCUUACGCGUCCCGGGUGAGCAGACGAACGGCGCGGACGGCGGAGAUGACGACGACGGAGCAACUAGCGAGUCCUCGGAUGAUUCGUCAGAUGAGGAGCAAGAGGAUGAUGUCGUGGGAAGGAGAUGGGUCCGCAACCCGAAAGCAAACCUCCUUCCAAAACUUACGGCCGCACCCGUCGUGCUGUCCUUCUCGAGGACCCCUCGUGAUGCCGGCGAUUACGACCUAUUGGUCAUCACCACGCUGAAGCAGCUUCUCAUAUUCAACCCCCUUCGCGGGGAGCUCUCCGAGUGGUCGCGGAGGAAUACAUAUCCUAAGCUUCCAGAGCAAUUCAGGGACACACGGGACCAUGUCAAGGGGGUUGUGUGGCAGGGGCCCAGGGCCUGGAUCUACGGCGCUUCCUCUUUGUUCAUGCUGGACUUGUCCCAGGAUUUUUGCCCGGAGAAGGACGCGCUUGCGGGCAAAACCGGACAGAAACGAGGGACCAAGCGGAAGCGCGAUGGCCAAGAAGGUGGUGCUGGUGGGAGGAUGGAGAAGUACUCGCUUGCUCCGCAGCGGGUCCGAACGGCCGUGGGCCCUGACGGGGAGAAGUGGGAAGACGUGGAGAUGGCCGACGCUGAGGAUCAAAAGAGCAUCGGCGCGAGCAGCGGGGUCGACGAUGACGAUGACGAAGAUGUUGGUGGCGGUGAGCUGCAGCGCCUGAGAGACGACCACAGCGCCAACGGCAACACGGAGACGGCCCAGAAGGAGGAGCUCGCCAAGGCGAGAUGGUGGCAUACGUACCAAUUCCGGCCGAUAUUGGGCAUCGUUCCGGUCGAGAGCGGGCAGCAGGACGGCUUGACCAACGGUGAUGUUGCCGAGGAGAGACCCGCCCCUCUCGAGGUCGCCCUUGUCGAGCGGCCGCUAUCCGGUGACGACUUGCCAGAACGGUACUUUGCGGAGGGCGAGUGGGAGAGAUAAGCCGUGGGUCCCCGCGGCGUCAUGUCAAAGUUUGCUUGGCGAUUUCGGGACCGACCAAAUGUACGUAGUAUUUGAGAACGAAUCGAC
Messenger RNA from Thermothielavioides terrestris NRRL 8126, 2930 nucleotides. RefSeq lists its product as uncharacterized. NCBI's taxonomy places the organism in Eukaryota, Fungi, Ascomycota, Sordariomycetes, Sordariales, Chaetomiaceae. Gene Ontology annotation, molecular function: protein binding; RNA binding. The transcript has 3 exons. Gene Ontology annotation, biological process: maturation of SSU-rRNA from tricistronic rRNA transcript (SSU-rRNA, 5.8S rRNA, LSU-rRNA). Gene Ontology annotation, cellular component: 90S preribosome; t-UTP complex; small-subunit processome. The coding region runs from base 168 to 2843 and encodes 891 amino acids. The record is from RefSeq and is a predicted model, not a curated record.